Molecule: messenger RNA, 544 nt
Organism: Sinocyclocheilus rhinocerous
Lineage: Eukaryota; Metazoa; Chordata; Actinopteri; Cypriniformes; Cyprinidae
Product: apoptosis-associated speck-like protein containing a CARD
Exons: 3
Coding region: 170-544 (124 amino acids)
Biological process (GO): innate immune response; inflammatory response; regulation of apoptotic process
Source: RefSeq, a predicted model, not a curated record
CACUGGCGCCACGUGAAGAGUGCAACUUUCUCUUUAUGUGAAACUAGUUCGGUUAAACAGGCUGAAUUUUACGAUUGCGUGUUAGAUGCGGUAUAUUAAGCGUUUAAAAAGUACUUCGCUGAUCGGCGUUUCGUUUUAAUUCGCGGAUCAAGGUCUGUUACCCGACACGAUGAGCAGCUUUGAGGCCCAGUUUGUGGAUGGGAACUACGCUGCGCUUGUUCAGAGGGUUACCUCAGUGAUGGCAAUAGCAGAUGAACUAAAAAAUAAGGACAUAAUACAUGAGGAAAAAUAUUCAGAGAUCAGAGCAGAACAAACCAACCAGGGCAAAAUGAGAAAGCUCUUUGAAGCGCUUAAUGCUGGAGGACACAGAGUGAAAAAUGCCUUUUAUUAUGCUCUGAGAAAUCAUGAACCAUACCUCUUCAGAGACUUGGCCCCCUGCACCCAAGAAACUGAAGACCCCUGCAACCAAGACAUGGAAACAGACGUCACUUGGAAAAUAAUGCUGCGUUCAAGUCCUCCUGGGACGUUCGUACUUACGAGUUGA